Molecule: messenger RNA, 768 nt
Organism: Penicillium maclennaniae
Lineage: Eukaryota; Fungi; Ascomycota; Eurotiomycetes; Eurotiales; Aspergillaceae
Gene: pre9
Product: proteasome core particle subunit alpha 3
Exons: 4
Coding region: 1-768 (255 amino acids)
Biological process (GO): ubiquitin-dependent protein catabolic process
Cellular component (GO): proteasome core complex, alpha-subunit complex; nucleus; cytosol
Source: RefSeq, a predicted model, not a curated record
AUGUCUCGGCGUUACGAUUCACGGACCACCAUCUUCUCCCCAGAGGGUCGACUGUAUCAGGUCGAAUAUGCGCUUGAAGCCAUCUCCCACGCAGGCACCGCUCUUGGUAUCCUAGCCAAGGAUGGAAUUGUUCUCGCCGCCGAGAGGAAGGUCACCAGCAAGCUGCUUGAGCAGGACACAUCGGCUGAGAAGCUCUACACAAUCAACGAUAACAUGAUCUGCGCAGUGGCCGGCAUGAACGCCGAUGCCAACAUCCUGAUCAACUACGCCCGUCAGAACGCCCAACGCUACCUCCUCACCUACAAUGAAGACAUUCCCUGCGAGCAACUUGUGCGCCGACUGUGCGACUUGAAGCAAGGAUAUACUCAGCACGGAGGUCUCCGUCCGUUCGGUGUGUCGUUCAUCUAUGCUGGAUGGGAUCACCUUCGUCAGUUCCAGCUGUAUCAGAGCAACCCGAGUGGAAAUUAUGGCGGAUGGAAGGCGACAAGUGUUGGUGCGAACAAUGCCAGUGCGCAGAGUCUCCUUAAGCAGGACUACAAGGAGGACCAGACUUUGCAGGAGGCCUGCGCCAUGGCGGUGAAGGUCCUGAGCAAGACUAUGGACUCGACGAAGCUCAGCAGUGAGAAGAUCGAGUUCGCGACAGUGGGUAAGACCGACGACGGAAAGAUCUACCAUCACCUGUGGACCGCUGAUGAGAUCGAUGCGCUUCUGCGGGAACAAGGGCUGGCCAAGGUUGAUGAUGAGCCCGAGGCUGGUGAGAUUAAAUAG